CAUGCAAGGAGGAAUGAACAUCUGAGUGAACACUGAAAGACAAAAUUGUGGGACGAACAAUAUUACAUUGACUAAAGAAGCAGAAACUUGACUUCUCUUUUUGAAGCCCAGCUUGAUUGGUCUAUUCAACAGCCUGCAAUGAAGCAACGCCAUCUUCUUGUUUUUAGUUUUCUUUUAGUAGCAAUGACUAUAUUUUGGGUGCAUCACAGGUUUGUCAAGAGCCCCACAAUUAUAUAUCUGAAGUCAGACUGUGAUAAGAUGACAAAAGAAGAGACAGAACUUCAAAAGGAAGUAAAGAAAAUCUUCAAUAAAGUAAACAGCUCAAUUCCAAAGAUCAGCUUCACUCAUUUUAAUAACACAACCAGUGCUAAGAACAGCAAAGCCACCAUUAUAAAUCCUAAAGAUAAGUACUGUGUUGGAGAUUCCUUAACCGUCCAAGUUGAUAUGUUUGAUCACUUGGGCAAAAGGAAGACCUAUGGAGGAGACUUCAUGACAGCAAGAAUAUACUCUCCUGAUGUUAAAGCCAGUGCAUCGGGGAGAGUAGAAGAUCUAAGAAAUGGCAGCUAUCACAUACAUUAUACUCUUUUCUGGCAGGGCACAGUGCAAUUUUCAAUCCUUAUGGUCCAUCCCAGUGAAUUAACUUCAGCAUUAUGGCAAGGGAGAAACAAAGGCCAUGGCUAUGUAGCCUACACAGGAAGCUUUGUAUACAAAGGCAAUGAGGCAAAGGUAAAGUGUGGAUUUGACCUAAAUCAAACACAUGAAUUAUGUGAAUAUUCUAAUCUCAAAGAAGAGGAACAUUUUUAUUGUGAAAAACCUGUGAAUAUUCCAUGUGGGUCCCUGAGGCAAAUGAUGAGUGUUUUUGUAAAAUCUCACUCGUAUCUAAGCGAAGCUGAAAAAUAUCUGUUAAACAGAUCUAAUAUCCGUGUUGAAAUCCCGAAAAAUUUUGAGAAAAUUUCUGUUUCUCUUUGUAAUGGAAAUAUAACGGAAGAAAAGAAGAAAUGCAGCUCUGGAUUGAACUAUACUUUUCCCAGUGGCUAUUUCUACCAGAAUAUGUGGAACCUCCGGUAUUGCAGUAUAAAAAGAUAUCGCAACAUGGACAGUAUUAAUGAAUGUUUGAAAGGAAAAAUAGUGUAUAUGACUGGAGAUUCCACAAUGUUUCAGUGGAUGACUUACCUCAAUAACCAUGUCAAUAGUCUUAAGGCAUUUAACCUUUAUAAUGAAAACUGGCCAAUGACACGUUUAUUUGUGGACUUGGAAAGAAAUAUAAAAAUAGAAUGGAGAAAACACACAAACCCUUUCAUGAUGCUUGUUUUUCAUACAUUUAAGGAGGAGUAUACGAUUCCUGAUCAAAUUGAUCACAUUGGUGGUAACCAAAAUACAGUCUACAUAUUUACUCUAGGAAUGCACUUCCGUUUAUUUCCUUUAGAACAUUACAUCCGAAGGGUCGUUAAUAUAAGACGGGCCAUUGAACAGCUACUUUUACGAAGUCCUGAAACCAAAGUUGUUGUUAAAAUGGAGAAUACCAGUGAAAUUGAUGACAAGAUAGAAAUGAUGAAUGAUUUCCAUGGCUAUGUGCAAUAUUCAAUCCUAACCAAUAUGUUUCAAGGUCUUAAUGUUGCCGUUGUGGAUGCUUGGGACAUGACUGUUGCUUUUGCAAGUGAAAAUACCCAUCCUUCACAAGACGUGAUAGCCAGUGAAAUGGAUUGGUUACUAAGCUAUUUGUGUUAAAAUCUGGAAAUUGCCUAAUAAGAUGUUGACAUACAUACAGAUCUUGAAGAACAACCAAACUACAAAAAUAUAUAAUAUAAGUAUAAUAUGCUACAAACUUCUGUAUUGAGUGCACUUAUUGGAUUUGCUGAAUAAUGGCUUGGGGGAGGGCAUAGUAAGAAAUGUAUCCGUGUUUGCUAAUGACAUAAAACUUUGCAGCACAAUUUAGUUCAUCCAAGUUGUAAAAUCCUUGCAGGGGGAUCUGGACAAGCUAGCAGUCUAGGCAGCUAUCUGGGCAGCUAAGUGGAUUUAACAUUGAUAAAUGAAAAUUUGGGAUUUAAAAAUAUGGAGGCCAUUUAUACUCUUAAUCAGGGUCGGAUUUCUGGAAAGGCCACAAAGGCCCAGGCCUAGGGUGGCAAGAUGUUUAGGGGUGGCAAGCAGGCACCCUUAACAUCUAUAUAACUGUCCAGUCAGCCAAAACAGCCAGCCACAGCACAACUACAUGACUGGCUGUCUGUGUAGUAUGGUACUGUAAAUUUAUAUUCAAGAUUGCCAUUUCCACAAUGCCACCCCUACACAUGACCACAUGCUUUAUUAAAUCUCAUAAAUAUGACCCCUUAUCUUGUCUGGAGAAAAGGGAACCGAUUUGUAUCAGUCCAGCGCACACAGUAUUAUAAUGUCACUCUGAGCGUGGCCAGGCUUAGACAGAUACAUUGCCGGUUCUCUCUUCUCUGCAGGUAGCACAGCAUCUGGGCCUAGGGGGGCAAAAAAGGUAAAUCCGGCCCAGAUCUUAAUGGGAGUAAGAUGGGCAAAUCAUGAAUGGAGAAAGACAUGGGGGACUUUGUAGAUAAUAAACUUGAUUGUAGCAACCAAUGCUAGUCCUCACUUAGCAUAAUGUGCAUUUGUUUUAUAGUGCUCAUGCACACAAAUUUUAGGGUACUUCCCAUUUUUCAAGUAUGAUACAUUCAGAAAUGUAUAUCAUUUUUAAACCUUACACCGCACUUCUAGUGAUGUCAUUUCCUUUGCAAAAUAUUGCAGAAUGGAAUUUCACAACUACAAUUCCCAUAGUAUACAAGUGACUUGUAGUCCCCAUUUGCCAAGUUUGAUGGCAUAGUCCUUAAUGUACAACAUACAGUAUAUAUUUAACACAUAAAGAACUUGCAAACUGCCACACUGGGGCCUAUCCAUGGUGUUCCAAAACAUGGCAUUGUACUUUCAUUUUAACCACUACUUUAAACAUUAACCUUAUAUACUUCCUACAUAAUAGAAAACAACUUACAAGGUCAUUAUGUUUCAUAAAUCUUUCUAGAUCAUAUGAAAUCGUAUUUAUGCCAAAAUGGGUCUAUACUCUAACUUUCAUUCAAACUGUCUAGUUACUGUCUUUUUGUAGCAAUUAUUCCCCUAUUGGCAUUGGUUCUACCAUAUUUAUCACCUGUUGUUUAAACUGUGAUGCUAUACUGUUGUUUAACUUAAAAUGUCUUGUUACUGGUAAUUCAUGUUUAUUUCCUGCAAAAAAAUAUGUAUAUGAAUUCUGUGUUCUUUAAUCCUUUCUUUUACUGAAUGUAUUAUUUCUCUUAUAUACACCUAGCCACAUUUUAAUUGGUAAACUAUAAAAUUUGUGUCACACAUUGCAUAUGUUUUAAUGUGGAUCAUUCUACCAGAACAGGGAUGUUCCAUGAUACCUUUUAAUGAAAGAAUUGCAUGCUUAGACGUACUUAAAAAUCUCCCUUUUUGUUCCAUCUUUUUUGUUACAUCUGACUUACAGUUUAUCCUUACAUACAAAAAAAGGGAACCCUGCUUCCAAAUUGGGAAAAACUUUGCGGCUAUGUGUUCUUUAUAGCUCAUAUUAUCAUAUUUUGUUAAUAAAGGUAUUUUUUUGCAUUUUCACUCCCUAA
Molecule: messenger RNA, 3602 nt
Organism: Xenopus tropicalis (tropical clawed frog)
Lineage: Eukaryota; Metazoa; Chordata; Amphibia; Anura; Pipidae
Gene: nxpe4.2
Product: neurexophilin and PC-esterase domain family member 4 gene 2
Exons: 6
Coding region: 139-1728 (529 amino acids)
Source: RefSeq, a predicted model, not a curated record